Messenger RNA from Carassius carassius (crucian carp), 1674 nucleotides. Its product is annotated as monoacylglycerol lipase ABHD2-like. Gene Ontology annotation, molecular function: acetylesterase activity; monoacylglycerol lipase activity. Gene Ontology annotation, biological process: sperm capacitation; steroid hormone receptor signaling pathway; medium-chain fatty acid catabolic process. NCBI's taxonomy places the organism in Eukaryota, Metazoa, Chordata, Actinopteri, Cypriniformes, Cyprinidae. The coding region runs from base 32 to 1333 and encodes 433 amino acids. The record is from RefSeq and is a predicted model, not a curated record. Gene Ontology annotation, cellular component: sperm flagellum; sperm plasma membrane. The transcript is spliced from 9 exons.
UCAUCUGUUAUUGUUUAUUAUCAGCGCAGAUAUGAACCCUCAUGAAUCGGAGGUGUACACGGUGGCGCCGGAGAUGCCAGCAAUGUUUGACGGCAUGAAGUUGGCGGCGGUGGCCACAGUUCUCUACGUCAUCGUCCGGUGUCUAAACUUGAAAAGUCCCACCGCUCCGCCGGACCUCACUUACCAGGAUACAGCACUUAACCUCUUCCUGCUCAAGUCCUGUCCUAUUCUGACCAAAGAGUACAUUCCUCCUCUACUAUGGGGUAAAAGUGGUCAUCUGCAGACGGCCCUCUAUGGAAAGUUGGGUCGGGUCAGUGCACCACACCCGUUCGGUCUACGCAAAUAUCUGCCCAUGCAGGACGGAGCCACGGCAACCUUUGACCUCUUUGAACCGCUGGCGGGUCAUCAGUCCGGAGAGGACGUCACCAUGGUCAUCUGUCCUGGCAUUGGGAACCACAGUGAGAAGCACUAUAUCCGCACGUUCGUGGAUUAUUCACAGAAACAGGGCUACCGCUGUGCUGUGCUCAAUCACCUCGGGGCCUUGCCGAACAUUGAGCUUACCUCCCCUCGCAUGUUCACCUACGGCUGUACAUGGGAGUUUGCAGCAAUGGUGGGCUUCAUCAAAAAGACGUAUCUCCAGACCAAACUUAUCGUGGUGGGCUUCAGUCUGGGGGGGAAUAUCGUGUGCAAGUUCCUGGGAGAGAACCGUACCAACCAGGAGCGGGUUCUGUGCUGUGUGAGCGUGUGCCAGGGCUACAGUGCACUAAGGGCUCAGGAGACGUUUCUGCAGUGGGACCAGUGCCGUCGUUUCUAUAACUUCCUGAUGGCCGACAACAUGAAGAAGAUCAUUUUGUCUCACAGGAGCGUGUUAUUCGGAGUGGGCUCCACUAAAAUGGUGGACACGGAUCUGAGCCGGCUUUACACUGCCACAUCUCUUAUGCAGAUCGAUGACAACAUCAUGAGAAAAUUCCAUGGGCACAACUCUCUGAAGGAGUACUACGAGAAGGAGAGCUGUGUUCAUUACAUUCAUAAUAUAAAUGUGCCUCUUCUGCUGGUGAACUCUGGUGACGAUCCGCUCGUGCACAACUCACUGCUCACCAUCCCUCGCACACUCGCAGAAAAGAAAGAAAACGUGAUCUUCGCUCUGACGCUGCACGGGGGACAUCUGGGUUUCUUCGAGGGCGCAGUGCUGUUCCCUCAUCCCCUCACCUGGAUGGACAAGGUCAUCGUGGGCUACGCAAAUACCAUCUGCCAGUGGGAGAAACAGAAACCCCCGUGCCUAAGUCAAGGCGCCCAUUCCAUCGAAACCAAAUGCCAAGACAGUAAAUCCUAACCGAUCCUGUCUCCGUUUCACCUCCACGGGACAUUUUCACCAUGCACACGAGGGGUCGGACCACCAACUCCAAGCAUUCACUGUCAGUGGGAAUAUUUGUUUCUCUCUUUUUAUCACGGUUUAUCACCUACAUAAAUCGUAACGACUUUCCAAGGGAGGAAACAAUGCCACUCGAUGACCAAAAUACAAUCAAAGAACCCGUGUAGCGAAGGCGGCGUUUUAGAUUUACUGUAGUUUGUAGUUAAGAGAAAAUCAGUAUCUCUCGCUCUCGAACUAGGACACUGAAAGCUGAAAGUUUAUCACUGCUAAAACAAGAUCUGGCAGAGCUGGGUGAAUCUCAC